AUGAACUUUCAAACUUUUCAAACAUUAUUGGCGAAGAAUAUCGCUAAGAUACAUAACGAGUGGAACAUGGAACACCCUUCAAAGAAAGCAAGGAUAGAUGGUUUUGAGGAGUUGAAAGUUAUAUUCUUUAAAUUAAAUACGUUUUAUACCUUUCUAAUAGGAAGAAAGCAUGUGUUAACGAGUUUUGAGACCCUAAAGGGUCCUAUUGAACAGUCUAUACACAGAGAGUUAAAGAUAGAGGACCUUAAUAAAAUUGUAGUAUUGAUGCCAGGAGAUGCUGUAUUAAAAUAUGUUGACAUGAACCAGAUUUGCACUGAGACAAAGAUCUUCGAUUUUAAUAAGGGUGGGUAUCAACAAAAGGACAGUGAUAUCUUUGAAUUAAAGCAAAAUGACUUCGAAAAUGAAGCUGAGGAAACACAGAUAUUAUUAUUCGAGUUUACUGAUGGUAUUAUGCGUGGGCAUAAUACAAGAGCUGAAUAUGGGGGCCAGGUAAAGUUGCCUGAAUACUCUGCUGAAGAAAUGAAGAAGAUGAUUCUUAAGCGAAAACAAAUAUUUAUCGAAAAACUAGAGACGUUUACCUCCAAAAAUAAGGCAGAAGGUAGGGAUCCUUGGGAUGAGCUAUCUAGGUUAUCUCUAGAGAAACUACCACAGAAAACUGUCUAUCUAGAUCCAGUCGAAGCUAUGAUGAACGCGAAAAACAGGAAAACACAUAUCAUUGUCGAUGAGGAGGCUAAUUCUAGUCGACCUACUAUAGAUGUAUUGAUCAAGAAAUUGGAGUCUUCAGAGAUUCACAAUAAUCAAAUAAGUGCAACCCACAGAAUACCUGCACGGAAAGCUAAAUAUGGUGACUUAAACUUUAAAAUGUCAAAUGAAAUUUAUCAAGCUUUCGAACACGACAGACUAUAUUCACAUCAAUCUGAUUCACUGAAUGCUAUACAUUCUGGUGAAAAUGUCAUAAUAACUACAUCCACUUCUUCAGGCAAAUCGUUGAUUUACCAGCUUUCGGCUAUGGAACUUUUAAGCAAAGAUCAUAAUUCUACAUUCAUGUAUAUUUUCCCUACAAAAGCCUUAGCACAGGAUCAAAAGAGAUCAUUUCAACAACUUCUUGCAAAAAUACCUGAGCUAUGCAACGUAAUUGUGGAUACUUAUGAUGGCGAUACUAGCCAGCAAGAUAGAAGUUUUAUCAGAAAAAAUGCUAGAGUUAUAUUCACAAACCCAGAUAUUAUCCAUACUAGUAUUUUACCCAACCACCCUAAUUGGAGACACUUCUUAAUGCACCUGAGACUUGUGGUGGUAGAUGAGCUACAUAUCUAUAAAGGGUUAUUUGGUUCGCACGUUAGCCUUGUCAUGCGUAGAUUGUUAAGGAUUGUAAAAGGGUUUUACGAAAAUGCAAAACUGCAAUUUAUUUCAUGUUCCGCCACUUUGAAGAGGCCAGUUGAUCACAUGAAGCACAUAUUUGGCAUUGAUCAAGUCACUUUAAUUGAUAAAGAUGGUUCUCCUAAUGGUGAUAAAUACCUUGUUAUAUGGAAUCCUCCUAUAUUGUCCCAGCAUCAGAGAAAAAGGCAAAAUUUCAUUCAUGAGAGUGCCAAAAUUUUAGUACAAUUAAUAUUAAACAAUGUUAGGACUAUAGCCUUUUGUUAUGUUCGCCGUGUUUGUGAACUAUUAAUGAAGGAGGUUAGAAAUAUCUUCAAAGAAAUGGGAAGACUGGAUUUGAUUAAUGAAGUAAUGUCUUAUAGAGGCGGCUAUUCAGUGACUGAUAGACGUAAAAUUGAGCAGGAAAUGUUUCAUGGAGGCUUGAGAGCUGUUAUAGCUACCAAUGCUUUAGAAUUAGGUAUUGAUAUUGGUGGAUUAGAUGCAGUAUUGAUGUGUGGCUUCCCUUUGUCCUUAGCAAACUUUCACCAGCAAAGUGGUAGAGCUGGUAGGAGAAACAACGACUCUUUGACGAUAGUGGUUGCAAGUGACUCUCCAGUUGACCAGCACUAUGUGUUGCAUUCUGAAGUUUUACUUGAAUCCAAUAAUUCUGAUGCAUAUCAGGAGUUAGCUCUGGAUUUUGAUAAUGUUAUGAUUUUAGAAGGUCAUAUACAGUGCGCAGCAUUUGAGUUACCAAUCCGGCUUGAGAGGGAUUCAAAGUAUUUUAUCAAUCACCUCGAAGCUAUAUGUAAGAAAAGGCUGCAAUGUGAUAAAAAUGGCUAUCACUCAAGCAAUAAGUAUUUGCCAUGGCCAGCAAAAUUGGUUUCUUUGAGAGGAGUAGCAGAAGAUCAUUUUGCUGUUGUCGAUAUAACUAACGGAAAAAACAUGGUAAUCGAAGAAGUUGAAGCUUCUAGGACGACUUUUACAUUAUACGAGGGUGGUAUUUUCAUUCAUCAAGGUUAUCCAUAUUUAAUUAAGGAGUUCAAUGUCGAUGAAAAGUAUGCUAAGGUACUUAGGGUAGAUGUUGAUUGGUUGACAAGCCAAAGAGAUUUUACAGAUGUAGAUCCUCAGGAAAUUGAAAUGGUGCGUUCUUUAAUAGAUAGUGACGUUCCAAUAUAUUUCGGAAGAAUCCAGACCAAAAUGGUCGUUUUUGGGUUCUUUAAGAUCGACAAGUACAAUAGAAUACUCGAUGCUGUUGAAACCCACAAUCCACCAGUGAUCAUCAAUUCGAAAGGUUUAUGGAUUAACAUUCCAAAUAUAGCUUUGGAUUUAAUAAAAGAACAUCAAUUAAAUAUGGCAGGAGGUAUACAUGCAGCCCAACACGCAAUAAUUGGAUUGCUUCCUAGAUUUAUUGUUGCUGGCGUUGAUGAAAUUAAUACAGAAUGCAAGGCUCCUGAGAAGGAGUUUGCAGAGAGACAAACUAAAAGAAUAAGACCAGCUAGACUGAUAUUUUACGAUUCUAAAGGUGGAAAACAUGGAUCUGGCCUUUCUGUUAAGAUGUUUGAUCACAUAGAUGAUAUAAUACACGGUGCUCUCCAGAGGGUCGAAGAGUGUCCUUGUGAAAACGGUUGUCCGGAUUGUGUCGCAGCAGCAUAUUGCAAGGAAAACUCUCUUGUAAUUUCGAAGCCAGCAUCAAUUAUAAUUCUUCAUUCAAUAUUGGGCCAUGAUAUAUCGACAUAUAUACACAGAAUCAAAGAUGGACCCGAGCCGACCAUGCCGGAUGUUAAGGUAGAAACAGUUCAGCCGGUAUUAGAGCAAGUAAAGUUUGCGCCGGAUUUCAGAGUUAUUGAUGCCAGGUGCAGCAAAGUCCCUAAAAAUAAAGAAUUGCUCAUUACAUCUCAAGAACAUAUAGACGCCAAGUCUAAACAGGAACAGGAAGCGCCUCCAUCUUCUUAG
Messenger RNA from Eremothecium cymbalariae DBVPG#7215, 3306 nucleotides. It is a transcript of the gene HRQ1, whose product is annotated as ATP-dependent 3'-5' DNA helicase. Gene Ontology annotation, molecular function: nucleic acid binding; ATP binding. The transcript has a single exon. Lineage: Eukaryota; Fungi; Ascomycota; Saccharomycetes; Saccharomycetales; Saccharomycetaceae. The coding region runs from base 1 to 3306 and encodes 1101 amino acids. The record is from RefSeq and is a predicted model, not a curated record.